CUCUUGUUAUUCAAGCUUCACUGUCGAGUGGCCAUUUUUUAUGUGCGUCCGGAUUCAGGUUCCGCUCGUUUCUCUCCUAAAACCGCUUUUAACACCGAUUAAUAUCGGAUAUCACCGACAAACGAGUCUAGGACUUUAAUCGCCUUCAUCGCAGAGAAGAAAACGACAGAUAAUUUGUUUGUCUUCGUCAACAUGAAUCCUGAAUAUGAUUACCUGUUCAAGCUCCUGCUGAUCGGAGACUCUGGUGUGGGGAAGUCCUGUCUUCUGCUGCGUUUCGCUGACGACACGUAUACAGAGAGCUACAUCAGCACGAUCGGAGUGGACUUCAAAAUCAGGACGAUAGAGCUCGACGGAAAGACCAUCAAACUACAGAUCUGGGACACGGCCGGUCAGGAGCGGUUUCGCACCAUCACGUCCAGCUACUACAGAGGAGCUCACGGGAUCAUCGUUGUUUACGAUGUCACGGAUCAGGAGUCCUUCAACAACGUCAAACAGUGGCUUCAGGAGAUCGAUCGCUACGCUAGUGAAAACGUCAACAAGCUCCUGGUGGGAAACAAGUGUGAUCUGACCACUAAGAAAGUUGUGGAGUACACAGCGGCGAAGGAGUUUGCGGACUCUCUUGGCAUCCCGUUCCUGGAGACGAGUGCGAAGAGCUCCAAUAAUGUGGAACAGGCCUUCAUGACCAUGGCAGCGGAGAUCAAGAGGAGAAUGGGCCCCGGGGCCACUGCGGGAGGCUCCGAGAAAUCCAACGUCAAGAUUCAGAGCACGCCGGUCAAGAUGUCCACCGGAGGAUGCUGCUGAGACCCAGCGACCGACCAGCGACAGUAACGUUACCAACCAUACGCCACAGCUGAGUUAGCAGGAAGUGUGUGUGUGUGUGUAUGAGUGUGUGUAUGUGUGUGUGUAUGUGCAAUAAAGACUGAGAAUAUUAAAGAUAAGGAGAGUAAGAGAGGAUCAAAUUAAACAUGCCUGAUUGCCUGAUUUGAAUCAUGCAUGCACAUUGAUGCAUGACCAGACAAACACGCGCCCAACCGUCUGCCGGCUUAGCGGCUCAAAUUCCGUACGCUCAUUAGACAAGCAUCCAAAAGCACUUCCGGACGCCAGCGUUUUUAGAGGAGCGCGACCAGGUUUGGCUUUGAACUUCCUCUUUGGAACUUUGAAGGAAGCGGUGGACUGUGAUGUCAUAACUGACCUCGGAACAGAGGGUUCCGUUACUAUGGCUCCCAGUGGGGUUGCUACGGCGACCUCUCGUUUGGUGGACCGUUCGCCUGUUUGGCCAUUUCUUCUGUUGUUUUGUUUUUUAUUUGUGCUCUGCAGCAUUUCAGCGGUCCUCUGAGCGUGACCAACGCAAAUCUUACAAUGAGCUAGUCAUGUUUCUGACCUGUGCUAGUUGUUUGCCACAUUUCUAACAGCAUUAUCAUCCUGUGCAGUUUUUUUGUGGUAUAAUUUGGAAAUCAAGAACCAAAUCCUGAGCCGCUUGUAAUUUACUGAAAUCAGCAUUCUGUCAUUGUUUACUCUCCCUCAGGUUGUUCCACAGCUGUAUGAGUUUCUUUCUUCUGUUGAUCACAAAAGAUGUUGGUUAUUUUGGAUGUUUAGUUGCCGGUAGCCAUUCACUUCCAUAGUGUGGGAAAAAAAUACUGUGCAAGUCAAUGGCUACCGGCAACCAUCUUCAAAAUAUCUCCCUUUUGUGUUCAACAGAAGAAAAAAACUCUGAUGGGUUUUGUACAACAUCAGGGUGAAUAAAUGAUGAACUAUGAACUAUGUCUAUAUUAUGAAUUAGUUAUUAUUUCUCUUAAUUCAUUUUGAUGCUUAUACAUCAUGUAUAUUAUAUGGAAGCUUGUUUUUGUAUCCAUGGGAUAAAAAAAUAAAAUGCUAAGUGCAACUUUUUACCUCACAAUUCUGACUUUUUUAACUCUAUAUUUCAAUUUUCUCGUAAUUGCGAGAAAAGUCAAUGUCAGAACUGCAAUAUAUAAACUCCUGCAGGAUUACAAGUCAUAAUUACCUUUUUAUCUUUUUUAAAAAUUCCGUGGCAGAAACAAACAUUAAAUUGCGAGAUGUAAAAUCAGAAUUCCGAGAAGAAAAAAAAAGUUAUUUUUUUAGUUGCAAUUCUUAAAGAAAGUCUGAAUUGUGAGAUAAAAAGUUGCAGUUUUUUUUUUUACGCCGUGUUGGAAACGUUAGCUUCUGUAAUUUCCUGUAUGUUGGACUCGGCGUUUGUUUACUGACAGCACAAGAGCAGUGUCACUGUAACAGGAGCUAUAGCAGAUCUAUGUAUAAAUGUAUCUAUAUUAAUCCCACUGAUAAACAGAAAUUGACAUCACAAUAGAUAAAGCAACAUUGCUUAUGUAACUUUGUUUUCAGGGAGAAAAUGCUCUUUUUCUCCUGUGUUUUUGUUUUCUUUUACGUCACACAAUGUUUAAAUAAACUAUGAAGGAAAAGUUUAAUAAAAAUGGUUUUAACUGGA
Molecule: messenger RNA, 2461 nt
Organism: Onychostoma macrolepis
Lineage: Eukaryota; Metazoa; Chordata; Actinopteri; Cypriniformes; Cyprinidae
Gene: rab1aa
Product: RAB1A, member RAS oncogene family a
Exons: 6
Coding region: 193-801 (202 amino acids)
Molecular function (GO): GTP binding; GTPase activity
Source: RefSeq, a predicted model, not a curated record